Molecule: messenger RNA, 999 nt
Organism: Haliotis rubra (blacklip abalone)
Lineage: Eukaryota; Metazoa; Mollusca; Gastropoda; Lepetellida; Haliotidae
Product: monocarboxylate transporter 12-like
Exons: 1
Coding region: 1-999 (332 amino acids)
Biological process (GO): transmembrane transport; monocarboxylic acid transport
Molecular function (GO): monocarboxylic acid transmembrane transporter activity
Source: RefSeq, a predicted model, not a curated record
AUGGUCGGUGGCCCAGCACUGGUGCUGAUUGGAAAGUACUUCAAGAAGAGAAGAGGUAUUGCCACAGCAGUGGCCCUAUCUGGAAACAGUUUGGGAAACAGUAUAUUCCCACCUGUAGUAAACUUCCUACUGGAUGAAUAUGGUGUCCGGGGAAGUAUGUUGAUCCUAACAGGGCUGACAAUGAACAUGUGGGUCGGAGGGGCAUUGUUUAGGCCAUUAAGUUCAUUCCGUAAGACUGCAGCAGGAUUGAAAUCUGUCAUGAAUGAAAGGAAAGCGCGAGACCAGGAAAGCACUGGUGAAGAGUGUGAGAAUGGUGCGGAUGCAAUGAGAGACGACGUCUUGACAUUCCGUCCAGUGAUUGCAGAAAAAGCAAAACAUCAUCAAAAUUUCCAUGAAGGCAUGGCACCCAAAUCACGGAGCAGCCAGGAGUCACAUCUUGAAUCAUCCUCUGGGAACAACAAAGAGUCAAAAGAACGCAAAGGUGUAGGCAUGUGCCUAAAGCGUGCCUUGUCAUCAUUUGAUUUUUCGUUGUUCAAGCAGGCAAAGUUUCUGAUGUUUGUUACCAUAGCAAGUUUUGGAAUUAUUUUCAAAUUGGUGCUAGCAUACCUUCCCGCCUUCGUAGUCGAGAAGGGUUUUCCGCAAGCAGAGGCAGCUCUUCUUCUAACUAUUUCAGGCGUGCUUGACUUCUUCAGUAGACUUGCAGUAGGAUUUAUUGCAGACCUCAAAUACUUAAAAGUAAACCAUUUAAUGGCCAUUGGUGUACUCAUAUCUGGUACAGCCACUAUGUUUGCCUCUUAUUACAACACAUAUAUACUUUUAGUUGUGUAUUCUGUCAUAGUUGGACUCUUUGGUAGUUUCUUCCACUGUCUGAUGCCCGUGGCCAUAAUAGACUUCAUGGGACUUGACAACAUGCCGAAAGUUCUCGGGUUUGUUUCCGUGUUCUAUGGACUUGCUGUAUCAGUCACACAUCCCAUCAUCGGUAAGAUCAAUGUUUUUUAA